Messenger RNA from Purpureocillium takamizusanense, 1436 nucleotides. RefSeq names its product ras GTPase (gene ypt1). Gene Ontology annotation, molecular function: GTP binding; GTPase activity. The coding region runs from base 205 to 813 and encodes 202 amino acids. The record is from RefSeq and is a predicted model, not a curated record. The transcript has 5 exons. NCBI's taxonomy places the organism in Eukaryota, Fungi, Ascomycota, Sordariomycetes, Hypocreales, Ophiocordycipitaceae.
CUCGCCUUUUCUGACGUACCUGCGACCUCACCACCACCAUCUCCCGCGGCCUGCCUGAUCCGUACGCUACGCUCCUUUGACACUACACCAUCAACACCCACGACAUCCCGCGACUCGCCAUCGCUCUCCCACCUUCUGCUGUCCGCUUGGCUCCCCAUCUAACCCGCACGCUUCAUCGUCGUCGCGAUCAACGCCGCCGUCACCAUGAACCCCGAAUACGACUACCUCUUCAAGCUGCUCCUCAUCGGCGACUCCGGUGUUGGCAAGUCUUGCUUGCUGUUGCGUUUCGCCGAUGAUACCUACACAGAGUCUUACAUCUCCACGAUUGGUGUCGACUUUAAAAUCCGAACGAUAGAGCUCGAUGGCAAGACGGUCAAGCUGCAGAUCUGGGACACCGCUGGCCAAGAGCGGUUCCGAACCAUCACCUCGUCUUACUACCGCGGUGCCCACGGCAUUUGCGUCGUCUACGAUGUCACCGACAUGGAUUCGUUCAACAACGUAAAGCAGUGGCUCCAGGAGAUUGACCGGUACGCCACCGAGGGCGUCAACAAGCUGCUCGUGGGCAACAAGAGCGACAUGUCGGAUAAGAAGGUUGUUGAGUACACGGUUGCCAAGGAAUUCGCCGACAGUUUGGGCAUUCCAUUCUUGGAGACCUCGGCGAAGAACGCGAGCAACGUCGAGCAGGCUUUCCUCACCAUGGCCCGCCAGAUCAAGGAGCGGAUGGGCACAACGACUGCGAACAACACCAAGCCAAGCGUGCAGGUCGGCCAGGGCCAGGGCGUCGGCUCGUCCUCCAACAACAGCUGCUGCUAAACGCGUGACCGAAGUCGGGUGUUGGAGUAUGGUCGGAGGAAGGGCACGGAAAUGACUGGGCAGGCACAUUAUGACUGUUUUUCUCUAUUCCCAUUUUCAGUUCUUUCCCUUUCUGCGCAUAGACUGAAUCAUGUCCACUUGGAUUUCGCUCUUCCCCGGCCGCCUCCCGCCAUAACAAGCCACGAUAUGCUUUGACACGAGUCGACUUCAACGGGCCUUACUGACGGGGUGUGAGAGAUCCGGACGUGAUUGAAAUGAGGUGGACGAAUAGGGCGAGUACCUCGCGCACGCGCACGUUUUCCCCGGUCGUGGUACGCGGGGUUAUGACGCAGGGGGGGCUGGCUUGCCGACAGGACCGUCGACAGAUGGGAACAUGUUUCUAUCCUAGCGAUCUGCGUUACACCCCCAGCUCUCUCUCCUCUGGUUGUCCCCUUUUUUUUCGUGCCGCGUCAACACCGUGCGUCCACUCUGCAGCGAGAGCCUUCCGUUGGACUGUGCGAUGGACUGUGCGCGUGUUGAGCAAGGGGCUUCAUGGAUCCCCUGUCAUUGGCGUUCUCCGUUUGUUUGCUUGCUUUGCUUUUGUCGCACUGCGAAAACGGGCAUUAAUAAAGGAAUUUACUUGC